UCAUAUGAUUCACAAAGAAUUUGUUUAGUGUUUCGCUUCGACAAUAUUUUAUUCUUCAAACAAAUCACUCCAAUUUAUCUUGUCUGUGAGUGCUUAGUGACGGGCUUUUUGUCAAGCCAUUGUGCAAAAUAAUCCAAUCAAAGUGAAUUCGGUACAAAAGUGCUUUCCAAUGUUAUUGUAGUAUAAGUGAUGGGUAAUCAUAGUAGUCAUGAAAAGACUGGUACAGAUGGUAGUGGAAGUGGGACCAGUACUCCACGAGGUUCAACCCGUGGCACAAGAUCUGGGUCUAGCGGGGAGCUACAAGGUCAACAAGAAAAAACGGAAAGCCAGCCGUUGUCACUGGUCCCUAUAGAAAAACUCGGCAAGUUACUGGUACAACGAUCCCAAAAAGAAGAUGGCAUCAAUGGAGUCACAGAAAAUUCAUUCACAAAGUACCUCUUCCCGCGAUACCCGGAGCUGGCGCGGCAGUUCUACCGCUACAUCCACAAGCUGGGCAAGUGUAAAAAUAAGCACAUACCGCUGUCCGCGUUCAGGCAACAGUGCGAGAGGAUACUCGCUAUGCUGGACGAUAGCGUCAUAAUCGAGACAUAUGUUAGAAUGUUCUGCACCGACACAGAGGAGGCCACGGUGACACCAGAUGACUUGCGCAGUCUCUUAUAUGUUAGUUAUAAGUUAUCAAUGGACUACUAUCCUGAAGGUCCGCAGACUUGUCUUCAGAUAAAUAAAACAUUAACAGCAGUGGUCAAAGGCUGCUUCAACAACAAGGACUCUCACAGCGUGGGCUUUGUGGUGCGCUGGCUGGAGGAGCAUUGUCACCGGCUUAUAUUCCCUGUGCACAGGUACUGCGUCCACCUGCUGGCGACGCGCCACCGCGAGCUGGAGACGCAGCUGGAGGCGAGCCCGGCGGAGAGCGGCACCGGCAUCGAGCUGGCGACGCCCGUGCUGGAGCGCGCCGGGCCCAGCGCCGCGCUGCUGCCCACCUCCGCCGCCUGGCUCGUCGCCGCCGCGCUGCCGCAGGUGUACACGCGGCCGCUGCGGCCGCCGGCGGCGACGUGCGCGAGCGCGGCGUGGCUGUCGCGCCUCGUGUGCGCGCUGCCCUCGCACUGGGCGCCGCUCUACUCGUCCGGCGAGCACGGGCUCGGCGCCAACCGCUUCCUGCACCACACGCUCGCCUACCGAGGACCGACGCUAGUGGUGGUGUCGGGCGGCGGCGCGGGCGAGGACGAGGUGCGCGUGGUGGUGGCGUCGCCGCAGGAGUGGCGUGAGACGCACCAGUACUGGGGCAGCGCCGACUGCGCGCUGCUGCAGAUCUACCCCAAGUAUGAAAUACAUAUAAAUGUUGGUGGUUGCGGUGUGCAGGUGUGGGGCUGCGGCGACCAGGCGCUCCGGGAGACUCAACUCGACAUUAAGAAGUGGCAGGUGAAGGAGGCCGAGCGCCAAAGGAAUGUAAAGAUCUCAGCUGCGGACUGGAUAGAGCACCCCGACAGAUACUUGCUAGAGCUGGCGGGUCGGCCUCAGUACAAUAACUCUGCGUCAUAAACUCCCUUAAAUAUUACUAUUACUACUACUUAGGACUUGAAAAAUAAUCUUCGCAUGACUAGAUUUUGCAUAUAAAUCGAUUUCACACACAUUUGACAUUUCCUACAGCGCCCAGCGCCAUCUGUACUCAAACUUGAGGAGUAUUUAUACUUUCUUUUUGUAGCGCCGUCUUGUGACAAUGAGUUAUAUGAGUUUGUCUCUUAAAAUAUCUUAUAAUCGAUUAUAUGAACUUUUUAAAAUGAUAUGUUUGAAAACAAUAUACAAGAUCGUAUCAAAUAUAAUAUAACUUUUAUAAACUUUUUGUCUUCAUCACGGAUCUUGGAAAACUGUUUUUAUUACAUUUUUCGCACAAGACCAAUGUUCAAAGAGAACCUAAUAUAAACACACUCCAGUGACACAUUCUUAUAGAAAAUCGUAUUUUUUUAUACUGCUAUUGAAAAAUCGAAAUAAAAACAGUGAUGUUAUGGUGAAUUCGCAGUCAAGCGUGAUAUUUUUGUAAGAAUUGCAAAACAAAUCAAUAUAUUCACACAUGUGUGAAUAGUUAUGGAGCAGAAAUU
Zerene cesonia (dogface butterfly) is the source of this 2096-nucleotide messenger RNA. RefSeq lists its product as uncharacterized. The record is from RefSeq and is a predicted model, not a curated record. The transcript is spliced from 10 exons. Bases 190 to 1539 code for a protein of 449 amino acids. NCBI's taxonomy places the organism in Eukaryota, Metazoa, Arthropoda, Insecta, Lepidoptera, Pieridae.